AUGUGUUUCAAUAUGAAUGUCUCCUUGCUGAUGCUGCUGCCCGGCUUCCAGCUGCUCCUCAUGUUCGGUGUGGGCGCAGAGAAACAGGAAGUGGCGGGCUCACCUGAGGACCCCAGCACCCGCCUCCGAGGCCUGUGGAGGCUGCACAUGAGGGACACCCUGCUGAAAGGGAAAGGUUCUGGCCCUCAUCCAAUGAGAGGAGGGGUCAAACAGCAGCUGCUCUACUGCCGUGUUGGGAUUGGCUACCAUCUCCAGAUUCUGCCCAGUGGCUCUGUUGGAGGGGUCCACAAACCCACCGAGCAUUGUUGGCUGAAGGUGUUUGCGAUGAAACAUGGAGUGGUGGGGGUCAGAGGCGUGAAGAGCGGCCUGUACCUCUGCUUGAGUGCAGAGGGGCUGCCGUAUGGAGCGGAGAAGUUUUCUGACGAGUGCCUGUUAAAGGAGAACCUGGAGGAGAAUCACUACAACACCUACUCCUCCCUCUCUCACCCUGACAUCUACCUGGCUCUUUCCCAUAAAGGAGCGCUCCGGAGGGGCAACAGUGUGGGCCGCCACCAGUCCUGCACCCACUUUCUACCCCGGAGAACAGGCUGAUCAGGGCCCAGUUUCCUCUCAGUUGGGGGCAAAUUAGGAAUAUGGUUGCCAACAUUGUAUCUUCAGCUGGUGAAAAAAGCAACAGUGUAGAAAUUCCACAUGGCAGCUGGGCUUAAGACUGCAACAUGCAAAAAGUAAAACUAGUUCCACAUCCAAGAGACACAAUGAGUGUGAUACAUAUUUCCUGUAGGAACGAACAGUGAACUGAGACCCUCACACUGCAACCUCUCUGCCCGCCGAGACCUGACCGUCUGAGCAGCACCUUCACUGCUGCUGGCACUGAACAGGAGUCAGGCGAUUGAAUGCACAGGAUGAGUCUUCUGAAG
Messenger RNA from Gymnodraco acuticeps, 917 nucleotides. It is a transcript of the gene fgf9, whose product is annotated as fibroblast growth factor 9. The record is from RefSeq and is a predicted model, not a curated record. Gene Ontology annotation, biological process: fibroblast growth factor receptor signaling pathway; regulation of cell migration; positive regulation of cell population proliferation. The transcript has 4 exons. Lineage: Eukaryota; Metazoa; Chordata; Actinopteri; Perciformes; Bathydraconidae. Gene Ontology annotation, cellular component: cytoplasm. Bases 1 to 591 code for a protein of 196 amino acids. Gene Ontology annotation, molecular function: fibroblast growth factor receptor binding; growth factor activity.